AUGUCCGGUUCAGAGAGUCCAGAGAAGUCAGAAUUGGCUUCCGCUAUCGAAGAUCAAGUACAGGAAUGGUCGACCAGCAGCAACGAUGCGCUUCAGAUCUCACUUUAUCGCGGUAACAAAGUCGUGUCAGACUUCGGACCUGCCCAAACAUAUCCAAUCUUUGGCGAAGAAGAAGCAAUCUUUGGCUACCGCGGACUGAACAUAUCGCUUUCGCUGGCUGCACACAAUCUAAGACCGCACAUGGACAUCUCCUGGACAGAAAAGUUCACUCAGAUAGGCGACAUCAAGGCGUCCGACAUCCGAGAAGCUCUAGAAGACUUUAUUCCAGAAUCAGCCUUUGCUACAAAAUCUCGAGCCGAAGCUCUCGCCGACCCUGAUGCUGCGUCAUUCACGCCCCCGGGCAUCCUCCUACACUCUUACACACAUGAAGACCACAGGUUCGAGGUCUGGAAAGCAUCAUUGUCUGAUGAGGGAGCCAGAGAAAUCAUGGACAACGUUCAAACACUGGUUCCCAUGUUCAUUGAGGGAGGCACCAUUCUUACACUUGACGAGCCUUGGGUCGCAGACCGCUGGACGCUCUUCACCUUGUACCAAGUUGACAAGAAGGCCGCAAACACAUCGCCAUACGUCUUUGUUGGAUUCUCAACAUCCUACCGUAUAUUCACAUUACCUGAUCGUCGCGAUCCUUCAGAGCACGAUCUCGCCCUACUCCAACACAACGAGACAGACAUGGAUGCGAUACUUCGCCGAUGGAACUCGGAAACUGCGGAUGAAGACGAGGCACUCCUCAAGACUCCCUUGCAACUGCCCAGCCGUGAGCGCAUCUCCCAGUUCCUGAUCAUACCGACGCAUCAACACUCUGGACAUGGUGCCGCGCUGUACAACACUGUGUUCACUGAUCUUAUCGCUCCUGAUAAUGUCUCCGAGUUGACGGUCGAGGACCCCAACGAGGCAUUUGACGACAUGCGUGAUGUCUGUGACUUGCUCUGGCUUCGAAAGAAUAAUGAUGAUUUCGCAUCAUUGAAGAUCGAAACUCAGAUCGAUAGCAACAAACUCAAGAUGAAUGAGGACAUCCCAGUGGAUGACAUCGUGUCCGGUGACGCCAGAGCUCGCAUCAAGAAGACCAGCAAGAUUAUGCCUCGUCAGCUGGGUAGACUUGUCGAGAUGCAGACUUACUCAAAGAUACCCAAGCUAAAUCGAUCGAUGAACCGGAUCUCGAGAAAGGAGAAGAGCACUAACGAGAUGGAUCGUGCUUAUUACCUAUGGCGUCUGUACGUCAAACAGCGCCUUUACAUUUCUAACCGCGACGUACUCUCCUCAUUGGAACGCGAGGAGCGCGCCGAGAGACUGGACGCAACAAUCGAGAACAUCCAGGUGGACUACAAUCGUCUACUUGAGCUUGCGGAUAAGCGCGCUACUCAUUCGGUCGACAACCAGACCACAACCAGCAGUGGCGCACCGAAGCGCAAGAAGAAGGUCGUCCUAGAGUCUGACGAGGAUGAAGAUGACGCUUCAGCAGGCAAUGUGGCACCUGCUUCCUCAAAAAAGAAGAAGAGAAAAACUACUUAG
Aureobasidium subglaciale EXF-2481 is the source of this 1569-nucleotide messenger RNA. RefSeq lists its product as uncharacterized. Gene Ontology annotation, molecular function: histone H4 acetyltransferase activity. The transcript has 2 exons. Gene Ontology annotation, biological process: subtelomeric heterochromatin formation. Lineage: Eukaryota; Fungi; Ascomycota; Dothideomycetes; Dothideales; Saccotheciaceae. The record is from RefSeq and is a predicted model, not a curated record. Gene Ontology annotation, cellular component: nucleus. Bases 1 to 1569 code for a protein of 522 amino acids.